ACUCACACUAAUGUAGUUAGAUAGUGUUUGUAAACAUCGGCGAGGCGACGCCGCAUCUUCGCAAGCUUCCACCGUAGAGGUGGUGCUUCUUAUAAAAACAGUGCGGAGUCCGAGCUGCGACACACACCGACUCGCACCAGCGGAGCCAUGAGGACCGCAGUAGUUUUGUUAUCGCUGGUGGCGGCCAUAGCGGCGGAGGCUCCGUACCACCUGCCGCGGCCGGCUGCGCAUGCGCCUUCCUUCAACUACCCUCAGAACCCGGCGCCUGCGCCGCGGCCGCAGCCCCGGCCCCAGCCGCAGUACAUCAACUACCCCCCCGCCCCGCAGCCGCAGUACCAGCCGCAGCCGCAGCCCCAGCCCCAGUUCCAGCCCCAGCCCCAGCCCCAGCCCCAGUACCAGCCACAGCCUCAGUACCAGCCUCAACCCCAGCCGCAACCACGGCCUCAACCGCAACCUCAACAAAACUCACAAAGUGGUUACAACUAUCAGCAACCCGCCGUUGUACCUAACUUGGCACCACAGCCAAGACCACAACCUCAGCCAACGUUACCAGCUCCUCAGCCGAGUUACCAAGCACCUUCAGGCCCUCAGCAGUCUUAUAAUUACCCUGCUCCUCAGCCUGCUCCUCAACCAGCUCCUCAACAGUCUUACCAAGUCUCCCAACAGUCCUACCAAGCUCCUCAACAAUCUUACCAAUCACCUCAACAAUCAUACCAAUCUCCUCAGCAGUCUUACCAAUCCCCUCAACAAUCUUACCAAGCCCCACAACAGUCUUACCAGGCUACACAGCAAUCGUACCAGGCCCCACAGCAGCAGUCGUAUCAAGCUCCUCAACAGGGUUACCAAAUCUCCCAGCCCAUCCCUCAACCUCAACCAGCACCUAUUCCUCAGCAACAAUAUAACGUUCCGCAACCUCAGCCCCAACCACAGCCCCAGCCGCAACCCCAGCCUAGUCCAUCGUAUGGCGUGCCUCAACAGUACUCGCCCGCGGUUCAGCCCCGCCAGCCCGCCCCCGCUCCAGCUCCCGCACCCACUCCUGUCCCAAUAGUCCAACAACUGCCGCAACAGCAACCCCAGUCGUACAGCUUCCUCCCGGCCGUCCAGCCCGAACAGAGCUACCAGCAGCCGCAGCAAUCCUACCAACAGAACCAACAGUCGUUCUCCCAGCAGUCCGUCUCCAGCCAGCAGGGAUACAACUACCAACAGCCAGACCAGUCAUCAGUCUUCCAAUACUCAUCUCAGCUGCCACUGCAGUCGCAGGGUGGAAGCGGUCUCUCCUCGGACGUGUCUAGCUACCAGGCGGACAACAACCAGUACAGCUCAUCGCAAGGACAGGCCAUCAGCCAGAGUCAAGGUCAAGCGGCGCCGCACAGUGCGUUGGACUCGGUGACCGUCGACCACGUGCAGAACAUCCUGCGGGACAACGAGCACAGCGCGGCUCGCAGCGCAGGCUACGUGUCGCUGGUGUCCGGCAUCUCGCUGGAGGCGGCACAGCCUAGCAUCGAGCUGGGCUCCUUCGUGCACAACUCGCCGCUGUCCAGCGGCUCCGGCGCUAGUCUCUCCGCCUCGAGCUCGUCCUCGUCCACGUCCUCGUCCACGGCCCUGGCGCCCUCGCCGGCGAGACCCUCCACACAGUACGGGUUACCAGCCGUCAUCGACAACUAAGUAAUUUAGGUUAAGUUGCGAACAACUAAGAAAUGUAAAUAGCUAAGUUUAAUGUUGUGUGAUAAUUUUUGAAACGACUUUUGUAAAUAAACUAUUUUCUUACGUGAC
Plutella xylostella (diamondback moth) is the source of this 1773-nucleotide messenger RNA. RefSeq lists its product as uncharacterized. Lineage: Eukaryota; Metazoa; Arthropoda; Insecta; Lepidoptera; Plutellidae. The record is from RefSeq and is a predicted model, not a curated record.